Messenger RNA from Microthlaspi erraticum, 1485 nucleotides. The record is from the annotation of a GenBank genome assembly. Lineage: Eukaryota; Viridiplantae; Streptophyta; Magnoliopsida; Brassicales; Brassicaceae.
AUGAACAAGAGUAAUCAUGCUGGUUCGGUGACCGGUUCGGAUAUAAUUGACGCAAAGAUCGAAGAACAUCAACUUUGUGGAUCCAAGAAAUGUCCCAGCUGCGGCCACAAGCUCGAAGGGAAACCAGAUUGGGUUGGUUUACCAGCAGGAGUGAAAUUUGACCCAACGGAUCAAGAAUUGAUAGAACAUUUAGAAGCAAAAGUCUUAGUUAAAGACAUUAAAUCUCACCCUCUCAUUGACGAAUUCAUCCCCACCAUUGAAGGCGAAGACGGCAUUUGCUACACUCAUCCAGAGAAACUCCCAGGAGUGACUAGAGAUGGUUUAAGCAGACACUUCUUUCAUAGACCAUCGAAGGCGUACACAACGGGAACAAGAAAGCGAAGAAAGAUUCAAACGGAAUGUGACAAUAAUAUGCAAGGAAGUAGUAGCUCCGGUGAGACGAGGUGGCAUAAGACCGGUAAGACAAGACCGGUUAUGGUUAGCGGCAAGCAAAAAGGUUGUAAGAAGAUUUUGGUUUUGUAUACAAAUUUUGGUAAGAAUCGAAAACCGGAGAAAACCAACUGGGUAAUGCAUCAAUAUCAUUUGGGGACACAUGAGGAAGAGAAAGAAGGAGAGCUUGUUGUGUCUAAGAUCUUUUAUCAGACUCAACCUAGACAAUGCAAUUGGUCAUCUUCUACAUCAAGCUUGAACGCUAUAGGCGGUGAAGGGAGUAGCGGUGGAGGCGGCGGAGAGUAUCAUAUGAGGAGAGAUAGUGGAACUACUAGUGGUGGGAGUUGUUCUUCGUCUAGAGAGAUUCUUACUGUUAAUCCUCCAAAUCGAUCUGAUGAAGUAGGCGGCGUUAUGGCUGUAGCGGCUGCGGCGGUUGCAGCUGGUCUUCCGAGCUAUGCCAUGGAUCAACUUAGCUUUGUUCCGUUUAUGAAGAGCUUUGAUGAGGUGGCGAGGAGGGAAACUCCGACCACCCAAGCUACAUGUGAGGAUGUUAUAGCAGAACAACAUCGUCUUCGUCAUCAUCGUCAUCAGGCAUCACCAUCAUCAACAUCACAUCAUGUGGCUCACGAUCAUCACCAUCAUCAACAUCACCAUCAACAACAACAACAACGGCAUCAUGCAUUCAACAUAAGCCAGCCUACACAUCCAAUAUCAACCAUCAUUUCUCCAUCUACUUCGCUUCACCAUGCCUCCAUAAAUAUCCUUGACGAUAACCCUUAUCAUGUUCAUAGAAUCAUGCUCCCAAAUGAAAAUUAUCAGACACAACAGCAGCAACAACAUCAAGAACGAGAAGAAGAACAUAAUGAUGGGAAGAUGGGAGGAAGGUCAGCCUCUGGAUUGGAAGAGCUCAUUAUGGGCUGCACUUCUUCUACCACUCAUCAUGAUGUAAAAGAUGGAUCAUCAUCAAUGGGGAACCAACAAGAAGCAGAAUGGUUGAAGUACUCCACGUUUUGGCCAGCCCCUGACUCUUCUGACAACCAAGAUCAUCAUGGGUAA